UAAGUACGAAGGUUUGUUUGGAAUUUAGGCUAAGAAAAGGAGAGGGAGGUAGAAGUUUACAAGGCAAAAUGGCUGCAUCAACUUCACCUUCGUCCACUUCGAAUGCUGCUGCAGAUUCCACUCACCAUCUCAUUAAACGAAUAAGAAGCCACGAGAUUGCUAUAGUGGAGCUCAACAAUCUUUCGUCCUCUCGGGCUGUUUAUCAGAAAAAUGGGAACAUAUUUUUCCGUACUACUGCUCGGAAAGCAACCGCAUUUGAACAGAGACAACUUGAUGCAACUAAAGCUAAGCCACAGCAGUUAAAUUCACCUUGAUUUUUGUUAGAGCUCUUUAUGGUCUGCCAAUUAUUUUUGUUACCUGCUGUUUUUAGACUAUUUGCUUGCUUGUUGUACCAAACAUUCACUGUUGACAAAACCAAAAAAAUGAAAAAUAAUUUUUUUUUUUUUGUUUUCUCAUUAAGAGAUUAUGUUCUAUAUUAGGAUCAUUUUGAAAUGUGAACUACUUUAUAUGUAUAUUUCAAUACAACAAUUUCUUGAAAGCAGUGCAGGAUUUGAAAAAUGUUCAUCAA
Camellia sinensis is the source of this 568-nucleotide messenger RNA. RefSeq lists its product as uncharacterized. Lineage: Eukaryota; Viridiplantae; Streptophyta; Magnoliopsida; Ericales; Theaceae. The record is from RefSeq and is a predicted model, not a curated record.